AUGUAAAACCUUGUUACUCGUUUUAUUAUGUUGUGUUUCCCAUUGAUUUAAUUAUUUCAGAAAAUUAUCCAUCAGAAGUGAAAAAACGACCUCUUGAAGACAAACAAUAUACUGAAGCCCCCAAAAGUGAAAAAAAAUAAGAAAGUUGAUAAAAAAGGAGAACCUGUGGAAGUUACAAAUGUGGCUAAAGAUAAUAGUGAAAAAGAAGAUACAAAGAAUGAUGACACAAAAAGCAAUACCAAUUCAGAUAAUCAAUUACUGGAUUCAACUAUAUGGCUAAGAAUUUUAUCAGAUCAGAAAUUUUCUGUAUUGGAACAAAACAUAUGUGAGUCUACUCUGAUGGGCGUCAAAGACAUGGGUUUCACUACUAUGACCGAAAUACAAGCUAAAGCUAUACCACCAUUGUUGGAAGGCCGCGACUUAGUUGGUGCAGCCCAAACUGGCUCUGGAAAAACACUUGCUUUUCUUAUACCUGCUAUUGAAUGUAUAUACAAAUUGAAACUUAAACCCAGCGAUGGCACUGGUGUCAUUAUUCUGUCUCCAACAAGAGAAUUAUCAAUGCAAACUUUUAGUGUUUUAACGGAGUUAAUGAAAUAUCAUCGACACACAUAUGGUUUGGUAAUGGGUGGUGCCAACAGAAGUAUAGAAGCUCAAAAGUUGUCACAGGGAAUUAACAUAUUGGUUGCUACACCUGGACGGCUAUUAGAUCAUCUUCAGAACACGCCAGAUUUUUUAUAUAAAAACCUUCAAUGCUUGGUUAUUGAUGAAGCUGACAGAAUACUCGAGAUUGGUUUCGAAGAAGAAGUAAAAGAAAUCAUAAAAUUAUUGCCCAAAAAUCGACAAACAAUGCUGUUCAGUGCUACGCAAACAAAAAAAACGGAAGCACUUACAGCAUUAGCGGUGAAACAGGAGCCGAUAUAUGUUGGUGUUGAUGACCAUAAAGAACAGGCUACAGUGGAGUCAUUAGAACAAGGUUAUAUUGUGUGUCCAUCAGAACUGCGCAUGACGUUAUUGUAUUCAAUUUUGAAAAAGAACAAACAGAAGAAAGUGAUGGUAUUCUUCUCAACUUGUAUGUCCGUUAAAUAUCAUCACGAACUCUUCAAUUACAUAGAUCUACCUGUCAUGUCUAUUCAUGGCAGGCAACAGCAAAAAAAGCGAACCACUACUUUCUUCGAAUUCUGCAAUGCUGAAUCAGGGAUUUUAUUAUGUACGGAUGUUGCUGCAAGAGGUCUCGACAUUCCAGCAGUCGAUUGGAUAGUCCAAUAUGAUCCACCAGAUGACCCUAAGGAAUACAUACAUAGAGUUGGUAGAACAGCUCGAGGUCUCGGAACAAGCGGGCGUGCGGUACUUUUUUUACGCCCUGAAGAACUGGGAUUUAUAAGAUACUUGAAAAAGUCCAAGGUCACCCUCAAUGAAUAUAAAUGCCUUUGGAAUAAAGUCGGUAAUAUACAGCCACAGCACGAAAAACUAAUAUCCGGAAACCAUUUCCUCAACCAGUCUGCUAAAGACGCCUUAAAAAGUUACUUACGAGCUUACGACUCUCAUCAUCUCAAAGUCAUAUUCAAUAUCGACACUAUAGAUUUGGCGAAGGUUUCAAAGUCUUUCGGAUUCGCUGAGCCACCAGCAGUGGAAUUGAAAGUAGCUAAAAAAGGUCCACCGGUGAAAGGAAAAGGUGGUGGCGCCUACGGAAAUUUUAAUUCUUUAAAUGCAACAAGUUACAAGAAUAAAACUGGAAAAAGGAAAACCUAUACGCAAAAAGGUGGAAACACAAAAAAAUAUGGUUAAUUAUUAUUAUAGUUUCUUUAUAAGAUGUAAAUAAUACAACCGUUAUUUUUACUUAUUGUUUUAUUUAUAAAAUAUCUCAAUGAUUCAUGAUUUAUAUUUAUUAAAGUAUUUAUAA
This is a messenger RNA of Diatraea saccharalis (sugarcane borer), 1900 nucleotides long. The record is from the annotation of a GenBank genome assembly. Lineage: Eukaryota; Metazoa; Arthropoda; Insecta; Lepidoptera; Crambidae.